AUGGGCGAUUAUGGCCAGUACGACGUACCCACAGCCGACCUGAUGAUCAACUUCAAGGUGGGCCAACCUGCGCCCUCGAUGCUGCCGCUGGACAAGAUCCGCGAAGCCGCGACGCUCAAGUUUAGUGAGGCCGACCCCAUGUUCUUGCAGUACGGCGUGAUCAAGGGCUACCCCAAGUUCCGCCGCACCCUGGCCGAGUUCUUGACCAAGGGAUACAAGCACCAAGUGGACCCCGAGAAGCUCUUUGUCACGAAUGGCGUGACGGGAGGUCUCGCCCUCAUCUGCUCGUUGUUCCUGCAGUCAGGCGACCUGGUUUUCAUGGAAGAGCCGUCGUAUUUCUUGGCCCUGAGUAUCAUGAAGGACUUCAAGGUGAACGUGCGUCAAAUCCGCAUGGAAGAAGACGGGCUGGACAUUGACGAGCUCGAGCGGCUGCUGCAGCGCGGCAUUGUGCCCAAGAUUCUGUACACCAUCCCAACGUGCCAUAACCCAACGGGUCGCACGCUCUCGCUCGAGAAACGCAAACGUCUCGUUGACCUCAGUGCCAAGUACAACUUUGUCAUCGUGGCGGACGAAGUGUACCAGCUGCUGUCGUUUCCUCACGUGACGCCGCCGCCGCCCAUGUUUACAUUCGACGAGCACGACACAGUACUUGCGCUGGGCAGCUUUUCCAAGAUCCUGGCACCUGCGCUUCGUCUUGGCUGGAUCCAAGGUUCGCACAAGCUGCUGAACAAGAUUGAAGCCUGUGGACAGCUCGACUCGAGCGGGGGCAUCAACCCGGUGAUUUCAGGUAUUGUGCACUCGGCCAUUGCUACUGGUCUGCAGCAGCAGCACUUGGACACGACGGUGCAGACGCUGUGGGAGCGUGCGGAUGCGUUGAUGACGGAGCUCAAAGCGCAUUUGCCAGACGGUGUGACCUUUGAGGUCCCGGAUGGCGGCUACUUUGUGCUCGUGCGUCUACCGGAAGGCAUGAAUGCCAACAGGUUGUUGCCCAUUGCUGAGAAGCACAAGGUGAUGUUCCUGCCGGGUGCCUCGUUCAGCAGCAACAUGAAGAACUUUCUGCGGCUCAGUUUCUCCUGGUACGACUUGAAGGACAUGCAGCUUGGUGCUCGCCGUCUUGCGGACGCCAUCCGUGAAUACCAGGAGGUGUUUGCUUCCGAGCAGAAGGCGGUUGCCGAGGUGGGGAAGCCCAGCACUUGCGGGGGAGAAGUCGUGCGUAUUGCCGUGCACGGCCACGACGGCCGCUUGGGCUCGCUCAUUGUGAGCGAGCUGAACAAGCUGAUGGACCACAGUGCGUGUUUUGCUGGCGCGAUCGUCACGCGUUUCGAUACUGGCGUCGAGGCGCCAGACCUCAACAGUGUGGACGUCGUCGUUGAUGCCACGCUACCGGUUGGCACGAAGAAGGUGAUUGCUUACCUGCGUGAGCAGAAGGAUGCGGGCAAGAUCAACAAGUUGCCUGCUCUGGUCGUUGGAACCACGGGAGCUCUGCCGAUGGACGAUCUCGAGGCCUACGCGAAGCUGGCUCCGGUCGUCCUCCGCUCGAACUUUUCGGUCGGUGUGCCGCUCGUGUCGGAGCUCAUCAAAGCUGCUGCGUUCAAGCUGCCUGCGGAGGGAUGGAACGUUGAGGUGGAGGAGAUCCACCAUACGAACAAGCUGGACGCACCCAGCGGCACUGCCAAGACGCUUGUCAAGUCGCUUGCGACGACGGGGGCUCCGUGUUUGGGUGCAACGGGUCAAGCGCCGACGCACUCUUUGCGUCUCGGUGAUGAAGUUGGCAAGCACACGGUGCUCUUUGCUGGUCCGGGCGAGCGCAUUGAGAUCGUGCACCAAGCCACCCGACGUGAGGUGUUUGCUAUCGGCGCGGUGCGUGUGGCGAUGCAGGCUCCUUCGCUGCCAGUUGGUCUGCACUCGAGCUAA
Molecule: messenger RNA, 1914 nt
Organism: Hyaloperonospora brassicae
Lineage: Eukaryota; Oomycota; Peronosporomycetes; Peronosporales; Peronosporaceae
Source: the annotation of a GenBank genome assembly